Messenger RNA from Diaporthe amygdali, 528 nucleotides. RefSeq lists its product as uncharacterized. Bases 1 to 528 code for a protein of 175 amino acids. The record is from RefSeq and is a predicted model, not a curated record. Lineage: Eukaryota; Fungi; Ascomycota; Sordariomycetes; Diaporthales; Diaporthaceae. The transcript has 4 exons.
AUGGAUGAAUGGGUUGGUCAGGGACCCCGUGACCAGCUCAUGCUGUGCGAUGUUGUUGCCGGCAGCUCGCCCAAGUUGUUGAUAGUCCCCCAACUAGCUGCGCAGGCGAGGAUAAGCCAGAACGAGUCCAGAGGAGAGACGUGUCUUCUCUUCCGUUCUCGAAAUAUCAGAUACUGUGAGAUGUGGUUGAGGUCUGGUGUGUUUCGGCGUGCUGCCCCACCUGGAGCUUCCCUGUCCCUUUUGGAGCUUAAUCGAUUCGACAUCGACCGCAGUCCUUUCCAACAAUUCAACAAUACUACGACCGACCAUUUCGCGACGGCACGGGUCAAUUAUGCGAGCAGUCGAAGCCCCAGUCCUCUGAAAGGCCAGUUCUUUGGGGCUGCAACGACCGAUGCCUUCGACGAGGCUCCUUCAACCCGCCUUUCCAAUCUAGAGUCUCUGAAGCCUGCGAGGACGACUCGAUGGAACAUGAUGAAAAGCGCGAGCAUCCAGAAAUUUGGUCCUCGGGUUAUCCAAGAGGCAGACUAG